UUCAAACCUCAGCGGAUACUCACAGUACCUGAAAAUCUUCAUCGCCAUCUUUUUCGCAGCGAUGUGCCCUCAACUUCCAGUGCCGAGCAGAUUCCUAUCCAGUUGCCAAAACUGAGAUCACCAUCUCUGCAAGAACACUUCAGGGCGAUUCAUAGCCGGUCCUGCGAUCACAACGAUCGUGCACAUUGGAUACGUGCAGGUUGUCUGGAACGUCUGAUAGUCGACACGGCGAGGUAUUGUUGGUGCAGCGAGCGCCUUGUGCAUCUUACACCUGUUCCGUUGCUAGCCAGGCUUGAACAUUUGAUUCCUCUUGGAGGUUCCGAAAAGCCUCGAGUUGCUAUUGGUCACAAUGUUGGUUACGAUCGAGCACGAGCAAGAGAACCCUACGAGAAGAAG
Messenger RNA from Ostertagia ostertagi, 396 nucleotides. The record is from the annotation of a GenBank genome assembly. NCBI's taxonomy places the organism in Eukaryota, Metazoa, Nematoda, Chromadorea, Rhabditida, Trichostrongylidae.